CGGUGCUGAAUGGACAUCGCUGGAAACUUGUCAAGAUUGCCUCAUUUCCCACAAGGUGCUGUUUCAAUUGCACCCACUGAGGGGCGGAUUUAUUUAAAUAUAUUGAUCUGAAUUUGAACUCUCAUCUUUAAAUCUCAAGGUUCACCCAUCAUUACUUGUUUUCAGUGUGUCAAGCAAGAUCGAGAAGUUGUAACGAUCGCAUUCAGGAUUGGACAGGUGAUUCUUUCUUAAAUUAGAUCGUUUUAAUCUGUUCACUUCAUCUGGUCCGAUUAGACGUUUACCCGCCAUGAUCACAUGAUCAGAAUUGCUUGCAUCACUCUUCAUUGCAUGGCUAAUUGUAAAAGGUUGCAUCUCAAGCUGACAUCGAUGCCAAUGACGUCAUCGUCUCACUCAUUUCGAAACUUCUUUUAUUUAUUGAAUCGGAUGAGAUCAUUCGUGCAAUUUGAGAAGUUAUUCGCUUUGACUCGCUUGAUGAUUUGCCUUCGUUUGGAUGUGCGUGGUGUAUAAUUAUCUUAACGCUACUGACCGGCUAUGCCAGUCAAGAACUACCAAAUAGGAAUUGCAUGUUUAUAUUUGUAGAGUACAAGAGAAAAAACGACUACGUGAAAUAUUAUUGGCGUGACUGCAAUUAGCGUUUGUUCAGGUUUCGACUUGCUUAGUUUAUUUCACUUUGUCUUUCUCACCUCAAGACGUUAAGGAGGUUUCAUCGAACUAUACAAUAACUUGUUCACCUUGAUGUACAACUGUAGAUUGCUGUAAAAAAGUGACAAAGUUGUAAACGACCGAACUGUAAUCGACCGACAUCUACACGAAGUUUUCUUCCCAGUUCACGCCUAAACCACCUGGCAUCUGGCUGUACACCAUGUUGUUACUUCUCGUCGUCUUACUCUGUGGGGCGGGAAGCGUUUCUCGCGUCAGCUCUCUCGCGGAUGGCGAGACUUGUGAGCUGUCACACGGCGAGACUACCAUAGAUGUCGAGGUGGUGGACGAUAACCUUCAAAGAACUCUUCGAUGUCGGAAACGAGUUCAGGUGAACCAAUGCGAGGGUAAAUGCAUAUCACAGGUGUCUCCUACCGUCUUACAACAUGGCUUUGAUAAGAAAUGUCACUGUUGCAGAGAACAUGGGAUGGUUCACAAGAAGGUUGUCAUGACAAACUGCUAUGAUCACGCCCUAGGAAUCACAGAUCCAGAUUUCACUCACCAAGUGACUCUAAAACAACCCGAAGCUUGCCGUUGCCAGAUCUGUACAUUCUAAGAUUUUCCCAUAUUUGGUUUUUACUAUAUUUGUUCACUGAGAGGUUUUCCUAUGUAUUAUAUCCUUCAUAAUUGUAUGUAUUGUAAAUGAUUUUAAUGUUGGUGUUUGGAAAGUAAAGGACCUUUGUUUUUCGUAAUUAAUUAAUCAAUGAUUCAUUUUAUAAUGAUGUCAUUCUGACAUAUUUCUUUUUGUAAAAUGCUGCAUUAACAUGAGUAAGGCUUUAUCAAAACAUUAAAUGACCUAUCAACACUUUUAAAACUAAGGCAUGCCAAUAAACAAAAACGAUGAAUGUCCAAUUCAAGAUUUAUUUUGCUAAUAUUAAGCUUCAUUUUAUUUGAAUGACAGGUCAGAUAAAGAUCAUUUUAGACGUCAGGUUUUAAGAUCCUCUUGAAAGUCUCCGAGGAACGCGAGAAAUCAAACCAAUCUAUAGUUUAUCUUUAUCACCAAAAAUACGAAUGUUAGGAAUUUCAAAUGCAGACGUGUACUGUAAUGUUUAAAGCUACUACUCGCUUCAUGUAGGUUUAGUGUUAAGAUUGAUGUAAUUAACACAAUAACUAUGAAAGGAAAGAUAGCAUAACUGUACUCGGGUCAAGGGUUAACGUGAGAUUAGUAGUGCCUUUUUAUGCUGACGGG
Messenger RNA from Strongylocentrotus purpuratus (purple sea urchin), 1888 nucleotides. Its product is annotated as bursicon subunit beta-related polypeptide. The transcript is spliced from 3 exons. The record is from RefSeq and is a predicted model, not a curated record. Gene Ontology annotation, cellular component: extracellular region; bursicon neuropeptide hormone complex. Gene Ontology annotation, molecular function: G protein-coupled receptor binding; neuropeptide hormone activity. Bases 863 to 1255 code for a protein of 130 amino acids. Lineage: Eukaryota; Metazoa; Echinodermata; Echinoidea; Camarodonta; Strongylocentrotidae. Gene Ontology annotation, biological process: G protein-coupled receptor signaling pathway.